AUGGAUGCCAACUUCUGCAAAAGCCAUCGGCGGUCGAUGACUGAAGACGCCAUCAGGUUCGACGACGAGGACCUCCUGACUCUCCCUGCCGGGUGGCUGGCGCAGCUGGUCGCCUUCCAAGCCGAGCUCAUCGCCUCCUCCUUCCUCUCCCUCGUCUCCCCCUUCCUCUAUCUCUAUUUCCAGACCCGUGAGAUCCCCGCCCGCGUCGUCCGCGGCGCUGCUGCCAUCGCCCGCCGCUUCGCCCUCGGCCUCCUCGGAGCCCUCUACGCGGCGACCUUCCUGCUAGCCCUCUUGUUCAUUUCGCUCCUUCUCGGCGUCGCGCUAGUUCGGAUGUGGGCGGAGGAGCCAGUGUUGCUGCGCCGCCCCCUGCAUCUCGACUACACGGAAGCGAACCCCACCGCGUCCGUGGCGCUGGCCGGCGGCACGUGGCACUCAGGAAGGGCGGUGCCGCCGGGACACUCAGUGACGGUCUCGCUCCUUAUCCUGCUGCCUGAGUCUGAUUACAAUCUCCUGAUCGGCGUCUUCCAGGUACAAGCCGAAGUAAUUUCCUCGACCGGAGAAAUAAUCGCAGCGUCGAGCCGUCCCUGCAUGCUCCGAUUCCGAAGCUUCCCGGUGAGGCUAAUGCGGACGUUGUUCAUGAGUAUCCCUCUUUUGCUGGGGAUUUCCAGUGAGACUCAGGAGAUGAGCAUGGAGGUGCUGAGAUACAAGGAAAGCAGAGCAAAGAGGAGCGGCUCGAUCAGAGUGAGAUUGAAGCCGAAAGCCGGGACUAGGGAUCUGCCACAGCUUUACGAAUCAGAGCUCCUGAUGAGAUCGCAGCUCCCUUGGUCCAAGGAGCUGGUGAACCGAUGGAGGUGGACAUUCUCUUUGUGGACUUCGCUCAACGUCUUCUUCGCGCUUCUCCUCACGUCGGCUUGCUGCUUCAAGUUCAGGCCGAGGAGGAACAGAGUUGAGAAUCGGCGUUCGGAGGAUUUACAGGAUAGGGAGAGAAGCAAGAGGAGGGUGUCGGAAGAUCGUCGUAGGGCGGAGUUGGUGGAGGGAUCGGCUUCGAGCACCGGCGGCGACGUCGUCGAGGGAGGAGAUCAGGCGAGCGAGAGUAUGGACGAUUCGGGUGAGUUAGCGGCUUCCGAGUCUUCUGAAUGUAAAUCUGUGUAUUAUCAAUGA
Molecule: messenger RNA, 1161 nt
Organism: Zingiber officinale
Lineage: Eukaryota; Viridiplantae; Streptophyta; Magnoliopsida; Zingiberales; Zingiberaceae
Product: seipin-1-like
Exons: 2
Coding region: 1-1161 (386 amino acids)
Biological process (GO): lipid storage; lipid droplet organization
Cellular component (GO): endoplasmic reticulum membrane
Source: RefSeq, a predicted model, not a curated record